Molecule: messenger RNA, 7058 nt
Organism: Pimephales promelas (fathead minnow)
Lineage: Eukaryota; Metazoa; Chordata; Actinopteri; Cypriniformes; Leuciscidae
Gene: npas2
Product: neuronal PAS domain protein 2
Biological process (GO): circadian regulation of gene expression; regulation of transcription by RNA polymerase II
Cellular component (GO): nucleus; cytoplasm; CLOCK-BMAL transcription complex
Molecular function (GO): DNA-binding transcription factor activity, RNA polymerase II-specific; protein dimerization activity; RNA polymerase II cis-regulatory region sequence-specific DNA binding
Source: RefSeq, a predicted model, not a curated record
AUCAGUGAAUGAAAAAAGCGCUCUGGAAGUCACUCAUUGCCCACAGAAACGGUGCCGGUUAUGUAACUCUAUUUCAUGUGUACAGCAAGAAAGGCAAAAAACCCUCUCGGAGUGUCUCGUCGCUGGAGAUUCCUAGCAACUUUUCUGUUGAAGUCGGGUUCUCAUUGCUGCCUCUGAUUAGGGUCUACUGUUUCCACCACUAACUUCAUUGAGAGAGAACGAAGUUCUGCAAGUGUACAUUAGGAAUUUUUGGCUAAAAGCCAAAAGCCAGUUUUUGUCAUUCAAGGACUGGCUAGCCUUAAGGACAUAACCUCAGCGUCUAUCGGCUGCCAAUCAUCAGUGGGGUGACACUGACGGCAAGCCAUCUGAGAUUUACGAGUAGUGGCUUACCACUAGCAUUAGGUGGUAAGUGUGUGGCAUCUAUUAGAAUUUCUGUGAGUGUUUUAAGUGUAGAAAACGCGAAUGGGACACGCCAGCCUUCACAGACGGCCUGAAUGGGAGAAGGAGUGAGCAUGGACAACCUUUCGGAGUUUGGAGGCCUUUGUCCGUCUGUCCGGGAAUGGGACACAAGCAGCUGUGUGGAUGAUUUAAUGGACGAAGAUGAGAAGGACAGAGCAAAAAGGGCGUCCCGUAAUAAAUCAGAGAAGAAGAGGAGAGACCAGUUCAAUGUUCUCAUUAAAGAGCUGUGUACUAUGCUACAGGGUCAAGGUCACCCCCGCAAGAUGGACAAAUCCACCAUCCUGCAGAGGACCAUUGACUUCCUGCAGAAACAGAAAGAUAUCACUGCUCAAACAGAGUCUUGUGAGGUCCGACAGGACUGGAAGCCUUCUUUCCUUAGCAAUGAGGAAUUCACCCAGUUAAUGUUGGAGGCUUUGGAUGGUUUCCUAAUAGCUCUUACCACAGAUGGGAACAUAAUAUAUGUAUCUGACAGUGUCUCGUCUCUCAUUGGCCAUCUGCCGUCAGAUAUGGUGGACCAGAACAUUUUGAACUUCCUGCCAGAGCGAGAGCACGGAGAGGUGUACAAACUUCUGUCAUCGCACAUGCUCUUGGCGGAGCCUUCUGCUGUGGACCUACUCAACAGCAGCGAGACGCACGUCGAGUUCUGCUGUCAUUUAGCGAGGGGGAAUGUUAACCCAAAAGAACCGCCCACAUAUGAAUAUGUCAAAUUUGUUGGAGAUUUCAAAUUUCAUAGUAACGUGCCUCUGUCUACAUGUAACGGUUAUGAGCUGGCGUUCCCACGCACAGUGCAGUCUUCAUUAGAGGAGCAGAUCUGUCUUAUAGCCACAGUGAGACUCGUGACCCCUCAGUUUCUGAAGGAUAUGUGCAACAUGGAAGAUGUGUGCGAUGAAUUCACAUCAAGACACAGCUUGGAAUGGAAAUUUCUCUUCUUAGAUCACAGGGCCUCUCCUAUCAUCGGGUACCUACCGUUUGAGGUUUUGGGGACCUCGGGUUACGACUACUACCAUGUGGACGACCUGGAGCUGAUUGCUCAGUGUCAUAAACAAUUGAUGCAAUUUGGGAAAGGAAAAUCCUGCUACUAUCGGUUCCUGACUAAAGGGCAGCAGUGGAUCUGGCUACAGACACACUAUUACAUAACAUACCACCAGUGGAACUCCAAACCAGAGUUUAUCGUCUGUACACACAACGUGGUCAGUUAUGCUGAAGUCCGAGCGGAGAGAAGGAGAGAGUUUGGGUUGGAAGAAAGCUCAUCUGAUAUGGCCACAUCCUCAGUCAAGGGGCAGGAUGUGUUUUUGGACAUUUGUCCUCCUUUGAAAAAAACACGGGACAGAAACAACAGCGCUCGAUCAGUGUCAUCACAAAGCUCGAGAAAAUCAUCACACACAGCACUGUCCGACUCUGCAUCAAACUCAUCGGUGAGGUACACAGAAGCAUGCACGUCAUCACGGCAGUCUGCUUCCAUUGCUCCUGAGAAGAGCUCCAGCAAAAUGCCACAUAGUGGAUCGAAGACCCUGAUUCAGAGGCAGGGCUCCUCGGAGGCCACAUCACUCUCCCCCUCCUGCAAUCAGCAAUCCAACAUGACACAAUCUCUGUAUGGAUUCCAGCAGCCUCAGUUAGGCGUCAUGCAUCAGCUGAAAGAGCAGCUAGAGGAGCGGACACGCAUCCUACAGGCCGACAUCAAGACACAACAACAAGAGCUGCACGACAUUAAAGAGAAACUACAGCUCGCCAACCUACAGAUGUUUCUCCAGCAGCCGAUACAGGGAGAGUUUGCCGGUUCUGGUUCAGAGUCGCAGGGUCCAGACAGGCCAGCCCAACAAAACACACACCCCAAACCUCAACACUGUGCUUCACAUUCAUCACACACACAGCUCAGAGAACAGCCCAGUAGCUCAUCUGCUCAGGGGCAGCAGAGGCUGGUUCAGACUGGACACAUGCAGGCCGUCAGUGUUCCAAUGCACACACACACCAGUCUCACCACACCCUUUUACAGCAACCCAAUGAUGUUCUCCCCCAACCACGGACACAGAGCCCAACAAGACACACACUGCCAAAGAAACACACACACCGACUACAGCCAGGAUGGACAGCUACGCAGGAUGCUGCUAAACCAGCCAAUGCAGACGCUUGUAUCAGACAGCAAUGGGGGGGCUCAGUCUUCCCAGUGCAGCUCAACUAUUCAACAUACCAAAUAUCCUCUGGACCAGCAGAUGAUGGCUCCUUCCUUCCCCAUGCAGCAGGUGAAUUGUAACGCUGUCCUUGUCCCGUCCCCCGUCUUCACCUCACCAAUCAUGAUCCCCCAUAAUAGUUUCAUCACCCAUCAGGCCACACCUACCUACACGCCUCACCAGGUGGCUGCCCAGCACGGCUUACCUCUACAGCAACCUCAGCAGUUCUUUCAGAUGCAGCCUCAGGGUCUGAUUCACAGCACUCCCACUCAGGCCUUAUUCCACACCCCUGGCAUUCCACAGCAAAGCAUUGUGGGAUACGUACAGCCACAACAGCAGCAGCAACAGCAACAACAACAACAGCAGCAACAGCAGCAUCAUCACUCCCAGUCCAGCAACCUGUCAGACUACAGAAACAUGCUCCACCGGUAGCCCCGCCCCCUGGGAGAAGACAAGAGGUUGCCAGGAAAGCUCGUUGAGCAUUUAGCUCUUAAAGGCAUGAUGGGAAGGGACUCUCUCUCGGCUCAGAGGAAGGCUCGGUCCCGAGCCAAACCAAAUCGAGAAAGCCAAAGUCCCUUAAAGUUCCCAUGACAGCAAAUGAUGGUGAUAACGCCACGAGGCCCAAGGGCUCUGCCUGGCCCGGACUGCAAGCAGAGGAUGCUGGGAUAUGUAGGAGGAGCCCACAUGGGGCGUGACCCAUCUGUUAUUCAUGGAGACGGGUCACAGAGCAGUCGAGCAGAUGCUCCGAUUGAUAGAAAAAGGACAGAAAGACGGAAGGGUUUUGGCACUGUAAUGUUACAGCCCAUUGACUUCAUCUGGACUUUUAUAACAUACAAACAAGACAAAAUCAAGUAAUGCCUUGACAGAGCUUAAACUCAAUCUAGAGUCCGCUGAGUUUGCCGUCACAUGUUCAGUUCUCAAACGCAUACUAAAGUACUAGCUAAAAGAGAAAUGGCCCCACCAAAAAGAAGGAAAAUACAUGGUCAUGAAUGAACUGCUUUCCACACAUCAUAUUUCAUAUGUGUAUGCUGGUGAUAGGAGCUGAGCACAAUUCAGUGAAGACCCAAACAUUUCAAAAAUGCAUUUAUUUGACUGCCUGUUAUCAUGUGCAGAGCAAGUUCAGUCCCCUCCUGUUGUAAAAUUAAUGCUAACGUAAGAAACUUAAAUCACGUUGUAUAUUUCAAAUAUUUAAGAACAAUUUAAACGUUCAGACAAGGGCAACAUUUUCCUACUGUUGAGUUCAACUCAAUCCAAAAAAAAAAAUUCUGGAUCCACUUUACUGUACAUAUAGUUCAUUCACAUAAUGUGUUCUGGAUGGUCAUAUUUCAGGCUAGCAUCUAGACAUAACUCCUCGAGAGAAGCAUGUUUGCUGAUCACACGGUUCUUUGAUUUCUCAGAUGUUAAUGUGGUCUGCAUGUCCACACUGCAUACUGUAACUCCAAUGAUUUGAUGUCAAUAUAAACAGAUGAGCUAAUAUUUAGUUUCAGUAUUACACAGGGAUGAAGCUCUGUCUAAUUUAUGCUUCGUAGACGAUGGACUUUGUGCGGAAGUGCAGCAGUUUAACUGUGAUGAACAAAUAUAGAUAAAAUAAGACAAUGAUUGAAGACAAUCAUAAUUGUCAGGCCUAAUUGUCAGAAAUGGAAAUGUUCUCAUCUGCCUGUGUUUAACAAAUAUUAGUAUAAAAAAUGCACUUAGUUUCUUUCUCUCUCUUUUUAUUUAUUUUUUAUGAUUUUCGGGGAGAUGGUGUAGACCAGAGGUACCCAAACAACGAAAAUUCAAACUUGAUUGAGGGCCGAAAGUAAAAGAUGCACUUUAUCUUUAAUUUGUGUUUAACCUUGGUUCCCCUCAUUUGGGAUUUCAUAAUAUCAAAACAUAACACUGUAAUCUGCAGUAUUAUUUUUUGUAAUUAUGUUUUUCUUACGUUUUAAACACCAGCUUACAUUUCAAAAAAAUUAACAACAAACUCAAAACAAAAAGAAACUAAUUGAACAUAUUGAAUGAAUCCACAAAUAAAUUAUGUUUAAUAAUAUAUCAAUUAUGAUCCGCGAAAAUUAAAACGCUAUAUAAUGCAUGCCAGGCCAGUAGUUGGCAAUGUCUCUUUGUAAAGAAGCACUACACACUUGUAGACUCAACACUAUAGUUGAAAGCAAUCCUCCUUCUGACAUGCUUCUCAUUGUAGAUGUACUUUACACUAUUGUUCUCAGUCAGAUGGGGCACAGACUGCAUGUGUUUCCAAAAAGCUCAUAAGGGUUGCGUUAAAGACUCAUUGAUGCAUAUACUGUAAGUUUUUGAGAGAAAUGAAAAGAAUUGUGCCAAUAUGCUAUCUAGAAUACCGGCAUACGUCUACUUAAAUGGCAUGUUUUUUUCCUAGGCUAUAUUUUCCCCCUCACGACAAGUCAAAGUUUGGGCAUCUCUGGUGUAGACACAUGAAUGUUGUGAACACACAAAAUCUGACAAUCGAAAAAUCUCAAUCCGUUUCUUUUGUGCGGAGACUUCAAGCUGUGCUUUCCUCUGUCCUGUCACACGUUGCACAUUAAAGACUGGUGCUGAUUAUUUAAAAAAUCUUUUGAAACUAAGAAAAUUCCAUUCAAGAAAGUCCAAGAUCGUGUGUCCUUCUGCCUGUUGUUAGAUGUGAAUCGAAAAAAACAAGAAUGUGUGUAAUUUAUACUUAUGAUUUAGUUUUUUAGUCAGAUAUAUUUUCUUGUAUUAGCCAGAAACACUUCAAUGUGCUGUUUGAAUGAAAACAGUAAAAGUAUUUUUGUAUGCAAAGAUCCUCAACAUUCCUUCAGUCAUGUAGAAAUGUGAUGCUCCCUCACGCUCUCUUCACGCUCCUGUAGCUUGUUAAAUUUUAGCUCAAGUCAAUCAGAUCAAACUACAUUCAAAAGAAGCACUUCAGAGAUUUAUACAUUUCCAAGAGAUCAUUUACGGCCAUCUGAACCAUUACUAAAUGUUUUUCAAGGGUUUGUGUAGAGUCUGAAUUGCGUGACUUGUUCAUCUCAGUGCUUUGUUCUGCCUUCCUGGAGUGGCACUAGAAAAGACAAGGACGGUGUUUGGCGUGUUUGUGUUUCAGAUGCUAGCUAGCACAAAGUAUGACGUGUCAGGGUUUUUCUGCAUCAGUGCCUCCCAUUUCUCAUCAUCUGCUGCUCUGAGAUUAUCUUUCGGUCUCACAAAUGCUCUUUUUGUCUGUAGGCGUGAGAGAAAUACACUUUGAGUCAGAUUUAACUUUUAUAUUUUUAGUAACCCAACCUAAGAAUCCAUUUCAAGGUGAAUUUUGGAACAAUUGUAGCUGGUCUAAUCUAGAUUAGCUGGUCCAAGCUGAUAGAACCAUACAAGACCAUCAACAAACCAGAUAGUAACCAAUCAAAGUGGAUUUUGGAGGAGCUAGAAACCAGUUUUGAAAUGGAUUUUGCCAGGAGUAGACUGAUUUCAGAAUCAAUAAAUCCGAAUUUGGUUGCGAUUUAAGCCAAUCUGAUUCAGUCUUCAUGUGACGCCAUUUUAAAAUGUGCGCACCAUCCCCCGAACAAAACCAGCUGCUUCGUCCUUCAUUUAAUGCACGUUUGUGGUCAUUUUUAUGUAUUUUUUUGUCAGCCAGGCUCAAACAUUAAGUCUCAAAUGUUUAUUGAGGUUGCUUUGCGGACGUUCAUGUUUUUGCGGUGUCGUUUGCACAUGCAGAUUUAGUUUUUGCUCUUUGUGUUCAUUGAUUGGGUUGUGAAUGGUUGAUGAUACCUGUACUGGCUCUCUCAUCUUCUUUCUCUUUUCCUCCUGUGAAUCUAUGCUCUGGUUGUGGAGACUGCACUUUAUUAUUUUUCCCUUCUUUAUGUCUCUUUCUUUUUGCUCUCUCUUUGUCUCUGGCCUGGAUUUCUCCCCAAAAGUGUCUGCUCUGAUGAGGUUUUAGGCCUCAUGGAUUUGUGCGAGUGUGUGUUAUGUGUGCGUUGUGAGUGUGUUACCGGGACAUUUGACUUCAGGUGACAUAACUCUCGUUGUGGGUGCGAGAGCGUCAAUGCAUUUAUAUUCUACCAGGUGUGGAGAUGAGAUGAAAACGACACCUGGUAUAAACAGCCAUCUCUGCUGAUACUCUGCAGAAAAUACAUGGAAGAUAUUGUAAUAUAAGACAUAAAAAGGUUUAGAAAAAAAUAUAGUUGUUUAUUUUAUAAGAUGUUAAAUAGAUUGAAAUAAAUUUCUAUACAGUGUAUGAUUUGAAAGUAAAACAGAGGUAUUUUGUAACAGAUUAUUGAAGUGUCUUACUUUGGGGGACGUAAAGCUUUGUUUGUCAGUUCAGCGAGUUGAUGUUGCACAGUCAAUUAUGUAUGGCUUGUUUUUUUCCCCCCUUUUAUUCUUCUGUGUACAUAUACUAUCACAACAAGCUUUAACAUAUUGUUAAUAUUGUUUUAAAAGAAAUUAAUAAUAAAAAAGUUUACAUUCUGAAACAGU